UCUAAGAUUUUAGAAUGAACCAAUGCAAAUGUUAUGUUUGGGAUACAUUAACCAGUCAGAAUAUGUAAGACUGUGGUUUCCUUUUCAACAGGUGCUUCCUGUUACUGCCAUUGAUUUAAUUAUUUAGCCGUCUAAGUCAGCUAUUUUCUGUCAGUGGAAUUCUAAGACAGCUAUCCCACGAAACAUCAUGAUAAGAGCAGCUUUUGUCUGCCUGCUGAUUGUGUCUGGUAUUCAAACAAAAGAGAUUGAAAGUAGUGGGUCUGUAACUGCUGUGAAAGGCAGUUCUGCAGCAUUACAUUGUGCCUCUUCAAACAAGGAUCUCAAACUGGUAUUAGUUGAAUGGGAGAAGUCCGAAAACAGAACAAAACUCGUUGUGUUCAAUGUGGCCACAAACGCAACAACUCCCCACAGCGAACGAAUAAAAUUGGAAGUUAAUGGACAUCGAUCCACGAUCACAAUCACAGGAGUUCAACCAGCAGACAGUGGCUGGUACACCUGCACAUUUCAUACCUAUCCAAACGGCAAAAUACAGGGCAAAGUACACUUGGAUGUAAACGGUAAAGAUAAUAAACCAACUUCUAAUCUGGCUACAAUUAUUAUUGCAAGUGUGGUUCCUGUAGUAAUUGUCAUUGGAAUCCUGUUUUUACUGCUAUACUUUGGACAUAGGAAAAGAAGAAUCCACACACCAAACCAGAUCAAUGUUCUACUGCAAAAUACACCAGACGCCAAUAACCAAGACACUGCUAGACCACUAAGCAGACCAAUUCCACCUAACUCUGAUGGUGAAGUCCCAGACAUCGACUACUUUAGUGUUCCAUUAAGAACUUCACUUUAAGAUUUCAGUAGUUAGAUUUGCAUAAAUGCUUUUGUGUUAAAACUGUCAACAGAUAUAAUUUCUAAUUAUGUUUCAAAAAGUUUUAUGAUCCUGCAAUGUUAUUCCUGAUGAGCUAACUGCAGCAUUUUUACAGAUGGAAAUAAAUUGGUUGUAAAAAUGUUUCCCCACCCAUGGAGAUAUUGCUAUGUAAUUUCUAGAAUUACCCAAUGAAUGUUGAAUUGGCAGGGACUGUUUGCAAUACAUUAAUCUGCACUGAAAAAAGUAAGCAAAAUUAUUAAAGAAUAAACUUGAUUAUUAUUGUGUUGUUUGAGUAAAUGUCCUCUUUCUGGCAGAGGGCGUAUGCCAUAUAUUAGAGGGCGUCAAUAAUUUCAUACAUUAGAGGGGAUAAAUGCCUUGUACAAUGCCACAUAAUAGAGGGCAUUAUACUAGUUGGUCCUAUACUAGAUGGCAAAAAUGUUAUAGACUAGUGGGCAUCAAUGUCGUAUACUGGAGGACAUAGCUUUAAGUUGAGAGCAGAUUUAAGUUUUUUAUUGUAUAGAGAGGUAGGUGCCUUGAACAUGCUGCCAAGGAAAGUGGAGGAAAACAGAUAUGAUAGCGAUGUUUAAGAGACAGACAUGGGGAGAGGCAGGGAAGGAAGGGAUUACAGACCAUGUACAGGCUCACAUGCAGUUUAAAUUGGUAUCAUGGUUGGCGCAGAUAUCAUGGAGCAAAGGAUGUGGCCGUGCUGUACUGUGGUAUUAAUUUAUUUCCUGGAACAUGAAUGGCUUUUAAUCCCGACAAGAAGCAGUAUAGUUUUGUAAACAGUUCUUUACAUAGUUAUAGUUGUAUAUAGAUAUAGUUUUCUACAAAGAUAUAUUUUUUCAAAUAAUUUCUUUAGUCAGAGUGUGGUGAAUCUGUGGAAUUCAUUGCCAUGGAUGGCCAUGGAGGCCAAGCCAUAUGGUAAUUUUAAAGUAGAGAGUGACCGGUCAAAGUUAUGGGGAGAAAGCAGGUGAAUGGGGUUGAGAGGGAAAAAUAGAUUGUUCAUGAUUGAAUGGCAGACUCGAAGGGCUGAAUGGCCUAAUUAUGCUCCUAGACUUAUGAACAAGAUGAACCUUCUCAAACAGAACAAUUGUCUAGCCUGACAGAGAAUCUCCGUGGCUGCAGUCAGGAUGAGGACAGUUUUAAGGACGCACAUGAUGUCUGAAUAUUGUCCCCUUGACAACAGUAUAAGGUUAAAGUGCACAGUACUUCAUUGAUGAUACAACUGCUGAUGGUAGUAGCAUAAUGAAUUCUGAAGUGUAUAGACACAUCCUAUCUGCUCAAGUUCAAACAAAUGUCUUAAAACUCAUUGGCUGGCGGUUCAUUCCACAGCAAGACAAUGAUCCCAAACAUACUGCUAAAGCAACAAAGGAGUUUUUCAAAGCUAGAAAAUGGUAAAUUCUUGAGUGGCCAAGUCAAUCACCCAAUCUAAACCCAAAUGAGCAUGCCUUUUAUAUGCUGAAGAAAAAACUGAAGGGGACUAGCCCCCUCGAAGGGCCAAAUGGCCUCCUCCUGCAUCUAUUUUCUAAAAUAAGCAUAAGCUCAAGAUGGCUGCAAUACAGGCCUGGCAUAGCAUCACCAGAGAAGACACCCAGCAACUGGUGAAGUCCAUGAAUCGCAGACUCCAAGCAGUCAUUGCAUGCAAAGGAUAUGCAACAAAAUACUAAACAUGACUACUUUCAUUUACACGACAUUGCUGUGUCCCAAACAUUAUGGUGCCCUGAAAUGUGGGGACUAUGUAUAAAAACAGUUGUACUUUCUACAUGGUGAAACCAAAAUGUAUAAAAAUGGCCUUUAAUUUAAUUUGACAAUAUGCACUUUAACCACAUGUGACUUUUCUCUAUUACAAAUCUCAAAUUGUGGAGUACAGAGGCAAAUAAAUAAAUGAUGGGUCUUUGUCACAAACAUUAUGAAGGGCACUGUAUCUCUAAACUAAACUAAACUACGCUAGUCACACUGACCUGCAUUUGGCCCAUAUCCCUCUAAACCUUUCCUAUCCACGUACUUGUCCAAAAGCCUUUUAAAUGUUGUAAUAUAUGUUGGAGGUAUGUUCAUAUCAGCUCUGAAAGAGUGCUGAGUCUAUGUAAAAGGGUACCAGAAGAGAGUUUGGAAUGGUGCAAUGUGUUUGAUCUACCUAGAUAUAGUUAGGUUUCUGUAAGACCAACGGGCAAUGUACAUAGUGAGUACUGCAGUGGACAUGAAUGCAUGCUUAGUGUUAUCUGCCUUUGAGUAGUGUUUUGUUGAGCCUGUAGCAGCAGUAACAGUGGUUCUGAAAGCACACUACAAUCAGACCAGCAUGGUUGAAAUAUCGAGACACAAGAACGGUCUGAAGGAGGAUGCCGAUUUGAAACACCAUCUGUCCAUUCCGUCCACAGAUGCUGCCUCAUCUGCAGAGUUCCUCCAGUGGUUUAUUUUUCUUUGCGUGGUUGAAAGGUUUGCUGACGUUAAAUUUUGGACCUUGCAUUGUUAAUGAUAUUCUUUGAUAACCCCAUUCUCCCCAUAACCCAUGACACCUGUACUAAUCACGAAUCUGUCAAUCUCUGUCCUAAUUAAGACAAUGAUGGGGUUUUUUUGGGUUGUAAAGAUGAUUGGUUGUAAAUGACUGUAAAAGUUUUAAUUUGUGCUGAAUAUUUACGUCAUUUUUUAAUUGGUAUGACUGCCAAUGAUCAAUUUUAAAAUUUUUAGAUGUGUGCUUGGAUGAUAAACAUAGGAAUCAAGUGCCAUGAUGCAGUGAUUGCUUUUUAAUAGCUAAACAAGUUAAGCAUUGUAUUCAGUAAUUAUUCCAUGCAAAAUAAACCAUAUGAAUGCUGUACAAUUUCAAACUAAGCAGGCUGGGUGUUCUGCAUUUAGCAUUAUCUACACGGAUUAAUAGUUUUAAACUGUUGUGAUCCUCACAUUUCAUCCCUGAGAAAAAUUAAAAAUUGAUUUCAGCGCACAGCCUUCUAGAUGUAAUAAAUCAUCAUUAAAACAGCAUGGAAAAACAUUCGCUUUGAGACACAAAACAUAUUUGAGGACUGAAAGACAAUUUCCAGAGACAAACUUAAAUGAUACUAAAUCUGCAACUUAAACAGGGAGAUGCGAUUAAAUAAUCAGUUCCACAUGCAGAAAGUGAAAUCUUGUAAAACACGACAGCUUGUUCUGUGUCACCUUCCUGAGCUAACAUUGAAAUGAGUCA
Messenger RNA from Leucoraja erinaceus (little skate), 4028 nucleotides. RefSeq names its product T-cell immunoreceptor with Ig and ITIM domains-like. The record is from RefSeq and is a predicted model, not a curated record. Lineage: Eukaryota; Metazoa; Chordata; Chondrichthyes; Rajiformes; Rajidae. Gene Ontology annotation, molecular function: signaling receptor binding. The coding region runs from base 188 to 835 and encodes 215 amino acids. Gene Ontology annotation, cellular component: adherens junction; cell surface. The transcript has 4 exons. Gene Ontology annotation, biological process: positive regulation of interleukin-10 production; homophilic cell-cell adhesion; negative regulation of interleukin-12 production.